Messenger RNA from Fukomys damarensis (Damara mole-rat), 328 nucleotides. It is a transcript of the gene Sct, whose product is annotated as secretin. Gene Ontology annotation, cellular component: extracellular region. Gene Ontology annotation, biological process: negative regulation of gastrin-induced gastric acid secretion; positive regulation of pancreatic juice secretion; positive regulation of somatostatin secretion. The transcript is spliced from 3 exons. Gene Ontology annotation, molecular function: hormone activity. Lineage: Eukaryota; Metazoa; Chordata; Mammalia; Rodentia; Bathyergidae. The record is from RefSeq and is a predicted model, not a curated record.
UAAAGCUCAGCACUGAUUUGGGGGCCCAGUGCCCAGUGCUGCACCCACCAUGGCCCCUUGCCCUCCACUUCUGCUGCUGCUGCUGCUGCUGCUGCUCGGGGGCCCUGCCGCGCACCCUGCACUGCCCAGGGCCGCACGACACUCAGACGGGACUUUCACCAGUGAGCUCAGCCGCCUGCGGGACAGCGCACAGCUGCAGCGCCUGCUGCAGGGCCUGGUGGGCAAGCGCAGCGAGCAGGACACAGAGAACAGUGCCGCAGGGUCCGAGCCUGUGGAUGGCCAGCUGUGCCUGCUGUGAUCCCACGUGCACACCCUGCAGGACUGGUGA